This is a messenger RNA of Drosophila albomicans, 3278 nucleotides long. It is a transcript of the gene ValRS, whose product is annotated as valine--tRNA ligase. The record is from RefSeq and is a predicted model, not a curated record. The coding region runs from base 119 to 3265 and encodes 1048 amino acids. The transcript has 6 exons. NCBI's taxonomy places the organism in Eukaryota, Metazoa, Arthropoda, Insecta, Diptera, Drosophilidae. Gene Ontology annotation, cellular component: cytosol. Gene Ontology annotation, biological process: valyl-tRNA aminoacylation. Gene Ontology annotation, molecular function: aminoacyl-tRNA deacylase activity; ATP binding; valine-tRNA ligase activity.
GUGACCCUUAUGAAAGUGAAUGCGUGGGAUAUUUAAAAAUCAGCUGACGGCCACACUGUGGUCAUACAACUGCACACGUUUUCAUCUGUGGCGCAUCUGAUUGAGAACCUGAACUAUUAUGUCGGAGCAAGAGCAACCUAGCAGCACGGAGACGCCGACCGGCGAUGGCGAGCCACCAAAGACAGCCAAACAAUUGGAAAAGGAGGCCAAGAAAGCUGAGAAAUUAGCUAAAUUGCAGGCGAAAUUGGACAAAAAGGCAGCUGCAGCACCAGCAGCCGGCGAGAAAAAAGAAAAACCAGAGAAACGCACUAAAGAGUCCAAGGAGGCAGCUAUCUACACGUCCAACACAGCCCCAGGCGAUAAGAAGGACAUCAGUGGUGCUUUGCCGGAUGCGUAUAGUCCACGCUAUGUGGAGGCUCAGUGGUACAGCUGGUGGGAGAAACAAGGCUUCUUCACCCCCGAAUAUGGACGUGAGUCGAUCAAUUCUCCCAAUCCGAAUGGUAACUUCAUUAUGGUCAUUCCGCCGCCAAAUGUGACUGGAUCAUUGCAUUUGGGCCAUGCGCUUACCAAUGCUAUCGAGGAUGCAAUUACUCGCUAUCAUCGCAUGAAAGGACGCACCACACUGUGGGUGCCUGGUUGUGAUCAUGCAGGUAUUGCCACUCAAGUGGUGGUCGAGAAGUUACUGUGGCGUGAUGAGCGUCUGUCACGUCACGAUCUUGGCCGUGAGAAGUUCAUUGAACGUAUCUGGAAUUGGCGACGUGAGAAGGGCGGUCGUAUCUAUGACCAGCUAAAGGCGCUGGGCUCGUCUUACGAUUGGACGCGUGUUGCCUUCACCAUGGAUCCCAAAUUGUGUCGUGCCGUCACUGAAGCCUUUGUGCGGUUACAUGAAGAGGGCAGCAUCUAUCGUAGCUCACGCUUGGUCAACUGGUCGUGCACUUUGCGUUCAGCCAUUUCGGACAUCGAAGUAGACAAAGUUGAACUAACGGGACGCACCUUCCUGUCCAUACCUGGUUACGAGGAGAAGGUCGAGUUCGGCGUGCUCAUCAAGUUUGCCUACAAAGUGGAAGGCAGCGACGAGGAGAUCAUUGUGGCCACCACUCGUAUUGAGACUAUGUUAGGUGACACAGCUGUAGCUGUCCAUCCGCAGGAUGAGCGCUACAAGCAUCUGCAUGGUAAGCAGGUGGUUCAUCCGUUCUGUGAUCGCCGACUGCCCAUCGUGUGUGAUGAGUUUGUUGAUCAGAACUUUGGCACUGGUGCGGUGAAGAUUACGCCUGCCCAUGAUCCCAAUGACUACGAAGUGGGCAAGCGUUGCAAUCUGCCAUUUAUCACCAUUUUCAAUGACGAUGGCUUCAUCAUUGGCGACUAUGGCGAGUUCACUGGCCUCAAACGUUUCGACUGCCGCAAGAAGAUCCUCGAGAAACUCAAGCAGUUGGGUCUGUACCGCGAGACGCUUAACAAUGCAAUGGUGGUGCCCAUUUGCAGCCGCUCCAAGGACGUGGUUGAGCCCCUGAUCAAGCCACAAUGGUAUGUCAGCUGCUCAGACAUGGCAGCCUCUGCCACUGAAGCUGUGCGCUCUGGCGAGCUGAAAAUUGUGCCUGAGCAUCAUACAAAAACUUGGUACCACUGGAUGGACGGUAUUCGCGAUUGGUGUGUCUCCCGCCAGUUGUGGUGGGGACAUCGUAUACCCGCCUAUCACGUCAGUUUCAAAGAUGCAAGCAUCAAAGCUAGCACGCCCGACGAUGAGCAGUACUGGAUUGUGGCACGCAGUGAAAAGGAGGCGCUCAGCAAGGCGGCUGCACGCUUCAACGUAGAUUCCAGUCAAAUAGUGCUGCAACAGGACGAGGAUGUCUUGGACACUUGGUUCAGCUCCGGUCUCUUCCCAUUCUCUGUGUUCGGCUGGCCGGACAACACUGCCGAUAUGCAAGCAUUCUAUCCAACGUCCCUGCUUGAGACGGGUCAUGACAUUCUUUUCUUCUGGGUGGCACGCAUGGUAUUCUUCGGCCAAAAACUCUUGGGCAAGCUUCCCUUCAAGGAGGUUUACCUGCAUCCAAUGGUGCGUGAUGCCCACGGACGCAAAAUGUCCAAGUCAUUGGGCAAUGUCAUCGAUCCUAUGGAUGUGAUACACGGCAUCACACUUGAAGGAUUGCACGAGCAACUCAUUGGCUCCAAUCUUGAUCCGCGUGAGAUCGAGAGGGCCAAGGCCGGUCAGAAACAAGACUACCCACACGGUAUUCCCGAAUGUGGAUCCGAUGCGCUUCGUUUUGCUCUCUGCGCAUACAUCACACAGGCGCGCGACAUCAAUCUGGAUAUCAAUCGUGUUCAGGGAUAUCGUUUCUUCUGCAACAAGCUGUGGAAUGCGACCAAAUUCGCAUUGCUGUACUUCACCGGCGACGAGCUCUACGACACACAGUUGACACUUAAUGAUCAAUCGAAUCAAAUGGACGCCUGGAUAUUGUCAAGAUUGGCAGCCACCAUUGAAACUUGCAACACAGGAUUUGAUUCGUACGAUUUUGCAGCUGCCACAAGCGCUUGCUACGCCUUCUGGCUCUAUGAUGUCUGCGAUGUGUACUUGGAGUGCCUCAAGCCCAUCUUCCAGAGCGGCAGUGCCGAGCAGCAGGCGGCUGCAAGGCGCACACUUUAUGUGUGCCUGGACUAUGGAUUGCGACUGCUCUCGCCUUUCAUGCCCUUCAUUACCGAGGAGCUGUUUCAACGUUUGCCGCGUGCUGACCGCACCCCAAGCAUCUGCGUGUCCAGUUAUCCCACUAACACUUCGUGGCGCAGCACCCAAAUUGAAUCAGAUGUAGAAUUCGUGCAGAAGGCAGCUCGUAUCAUUCGCUCCGCGCGCUCAGAUUACAAUUUGCCGAAUAAGACCAAGACGGAGGCUUACAUUGUUUGCACCGAUGAUGCGCCCAAGGCGAUACUACAGCGUUACAGUAGUGAUUUGUCCACUAUCGCCUACUGCUCCAAGGUGGCGUUCGACACACAACCGCCAGCUGGUUGCGCCAUUCUUACUGUGUCUGGCCAAUGUGAAGUGCAUCUGUUGUUGAAGGGACUCAUUGAGGCAGAUAAGGAAAUUGCUAAACUGAACAAGAAACGCGAUCAAUUGGAACAAACUGUUGGCAAACUGACCCAAGCCAUGCAGGCGUCUGACUAUGCCACAAAGGUGCCAGCCGAGGUACAAACAGCUAAUGAGACUAAGCUCACGGAAUCCCGUACAGAAAUUGAACGCAUCGCCGUCGCAAUUGAAACGCUGAAACUCAUGUAAAAGCUGGAUGCUA